Molecule: messenger RNA, 2791 nt
Organism: Phacochoerus africanus (Common warthog)
Lineage: Eukaryota; Metazoa; Chordata; Mammalia; Artiodactyla; Suidae
Gene: DCLK3
Product: doublecortin like kinase 3
Exons: 5
Coding region: 183-2396 (737 amino acids)
Biological process (GO): protein phosphorylation; intracellular signal transduction
Molecular function (GO): protein kinase activity; ATP binding
Source: RefSeq, a predicted model, not a curated record
CGGAGGGUCCCUGAGGGCCACCUCCGGCGCUGACUAGAGAAGCGGAUGCAGAACAUCGAGGCCUAUGUGAACAUUCCUUAAAAUACUUAAGCUCGAGAAUCUCAGAGCGGAAGCUGCAGAGUGUGUGGCUGCCUACUGGCCGGGGGAGUCUGGAGAAACCAUUCCUGGGGCCUCGGGGCUCCAUGGUGCCCAUGUUCAGCCCCCAGAGUGGCCUUCACCCUGUCCACACUGAAAGCAGCCCACUGAAGCCCAGGGUCGUGACUGUGGUCAAGCUGGGCGGGCACCCCCUGCGCAAGAUCACACUGCUUCUCAACAGGCGGUCCGUGCAGACCUUUGAGCAGCUCUUGGCUGAUGUCUCUGAGGCUCUGGGCUUUCCCAGAUGGAAGAGUGACCGCGUGAGGAAGCUGUUCAACCUCAAGGGCAGGGAAAUCAGGAGCGUGUCUGAUUUCUUCCGGGAAGGGGAUGCUUUCAUAGCCAUGGGCAAAGAACCUCUGACUCUGAAGAACAUCCAAGUGGCUUUAGAGGAACUGUACCCCAACAAAGCCCGGGCCCUGUCCUCCUUGACCCAGCACAGCCAGGUCCCCUCUCCAAGGCUGAGAAGCAGGCUUUACAGCAAGGCUCUGAAAGGGGGUCACCACUGCGGGGAGACUGAGACCAGCAAGAGCUGCCAUGAAGCAACAAGGUCCCAGGCCACCAUCAGACCUCAGGGGAAGACCCCCCUCGAGGACAGGGCGAAGGUCCAGAAGAAAUGGGUGAGGGGGAAGUGGGAGCCUGAACCAAGCAACAAGGUGCCCAGGGAUGCCACUCUGGAGAGGCAUGCCAGCGGAGAGAAGCACCUGGGGGUGGAGAUCGAAAAGACGUCAGGGGAGAUUGUCAGGUGCGAGCAGUGUAAGCGAGAGCGAGAGCUCCAGCAGAGCCAGCAGAGGGAGCGACUCUCCCUGGGCGCCAGCGAGCUGGACCUGGGCAGGUGCUCCCGAUAUGAGGUGGAGAGGCUGGUGAGAACCAGGAGCUGCAGGAGGUCCCCCGAGGAGAAGCCCCAGGGUGGGGAGGAAGGCUGGAGGGAAGGCCACAGGAGCAGUCCUGGGUGCCCGGCCCAGGAGUCCAGGAGACCCAGCAAAAGCGCCGACAGGAAAGAGGACCGAGAUCCUGGAGGCCAAGAAGGUCAUCCCCCCGCCUCAGCCAAGACCAAGAGGGACGCGGGGGAGGUUCAGCCCGGCGGAGAGGAGAAGGACGGCAGGAAUGCAGGCAGGAGCAAGCAGGGAGGCUGGCUCUUCAGGGAGCGUCAUGCCAACCUCGACCCGGAGAAGCUCUCCAGGACCCGAGGGGACGAACAGGAGGCGGAGAAGGAGAAAAAGCCAGGCGUGUCCGGAGGGAGGAAGACGGCCCCCCGAGACGAGCCUCCGGCCAGUGUAGAAAAGGAGCCCAAGACGAAGCCGGAGGAGAGCAAGACAGAGCGGUCGCUGGGCAGGAGGCGGCGGCCGGCGGGCAUCCUGGCGACAGACGUGAGGAAGGAGUACGAGACCGGCCGCGUGAUCGGGGACGGAAACUUCGCAGUAGUGAAGGAGUGCCGGCACCGUGGAACCCGACAGCCCUACGCUAUGAAAAUCAUCGAUAAGUCCAAGCUCAAGGGCAAAGAGGACAUGGUGGACAGCGAGAUCCUGAUCAUCCAGAGCCUCUCUCAUCCCAACAUCGUAAAACUGCACGAAGUGUACGAAACGGAAACGGAGAUCUACCUGAUCAUGGAGUACGUGCAGGGAGGCGACCUCUUCGAUGCCAUCAUAGAAAGUGUGAAGUUCCCGGAGCGCGACGCCGCCCUCAUGCUCAUGGACCUGUGCAAGGCACUCGUCCACAUGCACGACAAGAGCAUUGUCCACCGGGAUCUCAAGCCGGAAAACCUGCUGGUUCAGCGAAAUGAGGACAAAUCUACCACCUUGAAACUGGCGGAUUUUGGUCUCGCAAAACAUGUGGUGAGACCUAUAUUUACUGUGUGUGGGACUCCAACUUAUGUGGCUCCUGAAAUUCUUUCUGAGAAAGGUUACGGGCUGGAGGUGGACAUGUGGGCUGCAGGUGUCAUCCUCUACAUCCUCCUUUGUGGCUUCCCUCCGUUCCGCAGCCCGGAGAGGGACCAGGAUGAGCUGUUUCACAUCAUCCAGCUGGGCCACUUCGAGUUCCUGGCUCCUUACUGGGACAAUAUCUCUGAUGCUGCCAAAGAUCUGGUAAGCCGUUUGCUGGUGGUAGAUCCCAAAAAGCGCUACACGGCCCACCAGGUCCUUCAGCACCCCUGGAUUGAAACUGCUGGAAAGACCGGCAGGGUGAACCUCCAAAAAGAGGUGCCCCCCAGCAGCGAGGGCCACCCCCGGAACCAGCACUCGCGGGCUACAGAACAGACGGCAUAGUCACAGCCUCGGUGUCUGCUCAGCCCUUGCUUCUGCUCGGGGACACAGAAGAGGGUAGAAGUCAAGGAGAAAACAGUGAAAAAGACCUCCUCACAUAAUUGGAGAGUCAAGGGGAGGAGAGAAGACAGUAUAUUUUAAAGCAUAUUUUAAAAAAUAAAUUUGAGUCUUAAUGUUACAUGUUGUCACACAUUUUUAGGUUUGUAUAUUUCGGGGUGGGGGGGUGAGACUUGUUCUUUGUGAGGAAUUUUUGGUAAUGAUGUUUUGCUUCCUCCUUGUAAUUGAGUUCCUGGUAUAUUACAUGAGUGGUGCUUACCAGGGUCUAAACUCCUGCUGUGAUAUUAAUACAGUGAAUCGUGGUCCUUCUGUGUUAAUAAAAUGUACUCUAGAUGACUUCA